Doryrhamphus excisus (bluestripe pipefish) is the source of this 4808-nucleotide messenger RNA. RefSeq names its product Kruppel like factor 7b (gene klf7b). Gene Ontology annotation, biological process: regulation of transcription by RNA polymerase II. Gene Ontology annotation, molecular function: RNA polymerase II cis-regulatory region sequence-specific DNA binding; DNA-binding transcription factor activity, RNA polymerase II-specific. NCBI's taxonomy places the organism in Eukaryota, Metazoa, Chordata, Actinopteri, Syngnathiformes, Syngnathidae. The record is from RefSeq and is a predicted model, not a curated record.
GUGCCACAGCGCUGAUGGAGGAUCAAACCUGGCAACCCUGCAGCCUGCAUGGCGAGCUGGCGAUGCGGAACCACACCUGGCACCCGAAGCGAGGAGAGGCGGGACUAGCCGGGCGAAAACAAACAAACUAGCUUUGAAAUAGCUGCUUUGUAACACUUUAUUCCCAAUAAAGUCCUCAGGUGCGCGCUCCUCUGCGUGCCCGCCCCUCGAGCAGUUGUGGGGCUUUUUGUUUUUUUUGCUCCCUAAACGCGAGAAGAGGAAAUAACUGGAUUUUAGACUUUUUGCGUCUGAUUUGGACUCUUUGGCUCCUUGGCGGCUCCAAGCAUGGACGUGCUGGCUAAUUACAGCAUUUUCCAGGAACUCCAACUCGUCCACGACACUGGUUAUUUCUCCGCGAUGCCUUCCCUGGAGGAGAACUGGCAGCAGACAUGUCUGGAGUUGGAGCGCUAUCUUCAGACGGAGCCCAAGCGACUUUCCGAGCUGUUUGACGAGGAGCUGGAUUGUCUCCUAGCGCCCGCCAUCAUGCAGGGCAGCGACAGCGACGAGGACCUCAUGGACCCCCUCCUGCCCAGCUUCCCGGACCAGCCCAGCCCGCCCCCGCUACUGGUGGCCCUCCCCAAAGUGCAGGCCAAGCUCUUCCCGAAGACGCAGACAGUGACUGAAAGCCUCCCCAGCAAGGAGCAAGUCUUGGCGGGGGUCAGCGCCGCGCAGCUCAGCGCCGCCGUCACGUCGCUAACGCCGCCCUCGUCGCCGGAGCUCGGGCGCCACCUCGUCAAGCCCACGCUGACGGCCACGGCGGACGGCACUCUCACGCUCAAGUUAGUGGCCAAGAAGGUGGGACUGGGGGCGGCCAAACUGGUGGCGGCACGGACGCUGCCGUCCCCGCCGGGCCCCGGGGGCUCGCUCAGCGACAGCGAGCUGGGCGUCGGGCUGGGCGGAGACUCGGCGGACAACAAGAAGAGGGUUCACAGGUGUCAGUUUAAUGGCUGCCGGAAGGUUUACACCAAAAGCUCGCACCUGAAGGCCCACCAGAGGACGCACACAGGUGAGAAGCCCUACAAGUGCUCAUGGGAGGGGUGCGAGUGGCGUUUCGCCCGCAGCGACGAGUUGACGCGACACUACCGCAAACACACCGGCGCCAAGCCUUUCAAGUGCAACCACUGCGACAGGUGUUUCUCCAGGUCGGACCACCUGGCGCUACACAUGAAGCGCCACGUCUGAAAAUGGCGUCAAGGAGCAACAGAGAGUAGGAGGAGGAGGAGGAGGAGGAAGAGGAGGAGUCUGAGGAGAGUCCAGCUACCAACCGCCUGCCUCGUCCCCCCCCAUCCUUUAGCCCCGCCUAUCACCGCCAGCGGGGCCCGUAAAAGGAGGCGUCUCCGUCAGUCGGGGGGACGCCAGGAAGAGGAGGAGUUGUUAGAUUGUUGUUUUUCUUUCAAGUACCCACUUUUACGCUUACACUCGCCGUCUUUGAACGCAUCACCGCUUCAUCUCCUGGAUAGUUUUUGUUUUGGAGUAGUCAGUGUGCAUACGCCGAGUGUCACACUCGGGUCAAAUAUUCAUGUAGUUACUCGCCGGUCUUGUUUACAGUCCGCCCGGUCCGCUCACAAACGCUGAAGAAAAACGACACAAUCUGACGCCUCGACAUCGGCGGCGGCGCUCCACAGGACGUUUGACUGAAAUGCGCAGCGACACUUUCUUUCACUUUUUUCUACUCGGGAGGAUGACGAUUCUUCUUCUUCGUGUUAGUGCGCAAAGACACAACUUUUUUGGAGAAAAAAAAACAAAAAAAAACUUGAUCAAUACGACCUCAGCAGAAUGUGAGAGGAGCAGCCAAUCAAGAAACAGGAAGUGCUUCUUGUUUCUGGUUUUUUUUUGUUUUUCUUUGUUUUUUUUUUUUACUUUUACUCUGCUGCUGUGAUGUGUGCAGAGAGGUCACAUGACCCCCAGCGAGCUUAGCGGUUCGCUAUCCAGUGACUGCACUGACUUGCUUUUUUAACGCUACGUGUGCUUUUUUUUCUACUGCAAACGACAACAAAAAAGAUUUUUUUUUUUUAAAAAAAAAAAGCAAAACCACUCAAAAGAACUACACACACACACACACACACACACACACACACACACACUGCAGCUACGGGGAAAUAAUUACUUCUAGUCAUUUCCAUGGCAACAGUUUGCACCUCUCGCUGCUUUUGAAAGAGCAUCACAUGACGCCAUGUUGCUAUGGCGACCUGCUAAUUCAGCAUCCAGUCACAGUAAUAAAAAAAACGAAAAAAAAAACUACGCAAAAUCCUGGCGACGCAAGCGACGCACGCUUUCGGGACACGGCGGCGUGUUACCGUUAGCAUCACAGCGACGACGUGGGUCGUCCAUCGCCAUUUUGCGGUUCGGAUUUCCCGACUUCACUGUAUCAGGGUUUUUCAAAAUAAAAUACAUUCAUAAAUAAUUGCUGUUAUUAGUCCAAAACUAUGCAUUUUUACUCAAAUUUGACAUAUUCACGGCCUAAAUUAAAAAAAAUUCGAGGAUAAAAAUUUAAUGUACAAAAAAAAAUGAUUCAGAAGUUGCACUCAAGAUGUGAUGUCAUAUUUUAAUACUGACCACUAGGUGUCAGUAAUGUUACACUGAUGACACAAUAACCCAUGGCUACGAUAUUGAGUGUACAGGUGACUAUAGGGGUGCUAUUUCAUGUCUGGGAGCUCUAAUAAUGUUAAAUUCUUGAUUUAGAAGAUCGCAAAACUGGUUUUAUACGCUCUGAUGACGUAAUAAACCAGGGGGGGCUUUUCUACACGCAGCCUCGUGGAGCCUCAUAGAGCUUUAUGGAUCCUCUUAGAGCUUUAUGGAGCCUCAUGGAGCCUCAUGGGGCCUUGUGGAGCCUCAUGGAACCUCAUGGUGCCUCAUGGAGCCUCAUAGAGCUUUAUGGAUCCUCUUAGAGCUUUAUGGUGCCUCAUGGAGCCUCAUGGUGCCUCAUAGAGCUUUAUGGAUCCUCAUAGAGCUUUAUGGGGCCUCAUGGAGCCUCUUGGUGCCUCAUGGAGCUUUAUGGAUCAUCUUAGAGCUUUAUGGUUCCUCAUGGAGCCUCAUGGAGCUUUAUGGAUCCUCAUAGAGCUUUAUGGUGCCUCGUGGUACCUCAUGGUGUCUCAUGGAUCGUCAUGGAGCCUCUGGGUGAUGCGUGAGAAGUGCAAACUGUGAUGCGUUCAUUUUCCAACAUCUGCUCGAGUUUCUGCAAUGCAACGCUGCCAACAUGAUACCCCCCCCCCCCGCUACAAUCGGGGGCCUCCGCGUGGUGAAACGCUAGGGGGGCUACGGGGGCGGAAGGGGGCGCUCGCAGCUCAGAACAAUCAAAACCAAAAAAAAAAGAACCUCCAGCACGGUUCCAACGUUCCUUAGUCCGUGGCAGCUCUACCGUGUUCUUAACGUGGGGGGGCGGGGGUACCGUACUCCGAAGACCGCCUACCUGCACCGCCGUUCUUCCCCAAGCUGCGACCGUGCUAGCUAGUGCUUGUGGACAAAACGUACAAUCACUGAGGGAGGCUAGUAGCACUUUGAACGCACCGUGUUGUGUGUGCGUGUGUGUGUCCAUGAAACACGCGUGUACACCGUUAGCGUGUUGAUUCUUUGGUACGGUCACGCAUUCUUCGUAACGUUCAUCUUCGCCUCUCUCAUGCUCCGUGUUUUGGUUAGCUCCCGAUUAGCAUUAGCGUUCCCUGGCAGCUAACGAGGCCAACAAGAACAAAUAAAAAGCAGCAGAGGGAAUUUGAAGCGAGCGUAACAGAUUAGCAUCAACGCUAGCAUGAAAUAAACGCACAGUAGCGGCAGUCCCGUUAACAGCCUGCUGGUGGCGCCGCGUCCACUGUAAAAUAAUGCCGCUUUUUAGCGCCGCGCUAGCAGCUUAAAGUAGCUUUAGAGUGGCGGGUCACGUCAGGCGAGCGAGCCGAUCAAUGGGCGGGUCCGGCUGGAGGGGGCGGGGCAUCGGCACAUCCACGCCCGCGCGGCAGCUUUUGUAAAUAGCGUGACUUGCUUAGCGAGCUGUGCUUUAGUCGCGGCCAACGUUGCACUACGUAAUCAUCAUACUUAGCGUAAUUGCACUGUCUGUGUGCGCGCACCGCUAGCUAGCUAGCUUAGUCUGUGGGAGCACCGUUGUCCACUUGUUCACACGUCCACUGACAUAUCCGCUUUUAUUAUUAUUAUUAUUAUUAUUAUUAUUAUUAUUAAAGGGGGAGACUUUGCUACAUUUGUACCUCCACACACUCCCGACCCCCACCUUGAGGACCAACAUGCUCAAAGACAUAGCCAAGCUAUUUGCACUCGACUCCAAAUUCCGUUUAGCAUAUUAUUUAUGAUUUUUUUUUAGCAGCGUCUUCGCCAAAUAUGUACAAAAUGUUCCUAAAAAGACACGAGUGGCACUCAGAGACCCCCGCCAAGGCCAAAAAACCCUAAAACCCGGACUUAAACAGCCAAAAUACUACAUUUAUUCCUGCUAGCUUCAUGCAGCGCCACGAUAGCACCCCCCGAAGGAGCAAAGUGGCACUGCAAGCGACGGCGGCUAAUCGCUUCUGCUGGUUGCCGUUUCGUUGAAUCCCACUCGCACGUCCUGCGUCUGGGCGAUGAAACAGGAAGUAAUCAGAAAUAAAGGACGCUUUCUGGACGCGUCCGAUGAAGCGUCUCGUUGCUCCCCGUGCGUCCACACGUCCGUCACCCGGCGUCACCUUCCUGUGUUUGUCACGUCGUACUCUUAAAACCACUUUUUUGCUGUACAAAGUGUUGAAAAUAUUAUUUGUAUGAUAUGACGUUAGUACGGUAAUGUUCUUUAUUAA